GGCUGACCCCGGCCCGGAAAGCUACAGUUAUGAAGAUCCCUACUCCCACAACCCCCAGGCAGGUCCGCGAAUUUCUGGGUACUGCCGGAUUCUGCAGGCUCUGGAUUCCUGGGUUUGCUUCCCUGGCUGCACCCUUGUACCCCCUGACAAGGGAAAACAUUCCUUUUACCUGGACUGAGGAGCAUCAAAAGGCUUUUGACCACAUAAAAAAAGCCUUGCUGUCUGCCCCCGCCUUGGCUCUCCCAGACCUCACCAAACCAUUUACUCUAUACGUAGAUGAAAGAGCCGGUGUAGCCCGAGGAGUGCUUACUCAGACCCUAGGACCAUGGCGACGGCCAGUAGCUUAUCUAUCAAAAAAACUGGAUCCAGUGGCCAGUGGGUGGCCAACCUGCCUAAAAGCGGUUGCUGCAGUGGCACUCCUCCUCAAAGACGCUGAUAAGUUAACCUUGGGGCAAAAUGUGACUGUGAUUGCUUCCCACAGCCUCGAAAGUAUUGUGCGGCAGCCCCCCAAUCGGUGGAUGACCAAUGCCAGAAUGACUCAUUACCAGAGUUUGCUGCUAAACGAAAGGAUAUCUUUCGCGCCCCCUGCUGUCCUGAACCCAGCUACCCUACUACCAGUCGAGUCAGAAUCCACCCCAGUACACCAAUGCUCAGAAAUCCUUGCUGAAGAAGCUGGGACUCGACGGGACCUGAAGGACCAGCCAUUGCCCGGAGUGCCUGCCUGGUAUACAGACGGUAGCAGCUUCAUUGUGGAAGGUAAGCGGAGAGCAGGGGCCGCCAUCGUAGAUGGCAAACGGACGGUAUGGGCAAGCAGCCUGCCAGAAGGGACAUCAGCCCAGAAGGCCGAGCUAAUCGCCUUGACGCAGGCAUUACGCCUAGCCGAAGGAAAAAACAUCAACAUCUACACGGACAGCAGGUCGCCAUUAUCCACUGCCCGGGCCACCAGAGAGGAAAUAACCCUGUGGCGGCCGGGAACCGGAGGGCCGACGAGGCUGCAAAACAAGCCGCCCUGUCGGUCAGGGUGCUAGCAGAAACUAUAAAGCUUCAAGAGCCAAUCGAGCCUGCUCAAGCUAAGACCAGGCCAGGAGAGCUCACUCCUGACCAGGGAAAGGAAUUCAUUCAGCGGUUACACCAGCUAACACACUUAGGACCAGAAAAGCUCCUUCAACUGGCAAGCCGCACCAGCCUCUCCAUCCCGAACCUCCGGUCCACUGUUCAAGAAGUCGCCAAUCGGUGUCCAGCUUGCGCCAUGACUAAUGCGACUACCACCUACCGAGAGACCGGAAAAAGACAACGGGGAGAUCGACCCGGCGUAUACUGGGAAGUAGACUUUACAGAGGUAAAGCCUGGCCGGUAUGGGAACAGGUAUCUGCUAGUAUUUGUAGAUACUUUCUCUGGAUGGGUAGAAGCUUUCCCUACCAAAACUGAAACGGCCCUGACUGUAUGUAAAAAGAUACUAGAAGAAAUCCUGCCCCGUUUCGGGAUCCCUAAGGUGAUCGGGUCAGAUAAUGGCCCAGCCUUUGUUGCUCAGGUAAGCCAGGGACUGGCCACACAACUGGGAAUAAAUUGGAAAUUACAUUGUGCGUAUAGGCCCCAGAGCUCAGGUCAAGUAGAGAGAAUGAAUAGAACCAUCAAAGAGACCUUAACUAAAUUGGCCUUAGAGACCGGUGGAAAAGACUGGGUGGCCCUCCUUCCCUUAGCGCUGUUCAGAGCCAGGAAUACCCCUGGCCAGCUUGGUCUGACCCCUUAUGAAAUCCUCCACGGGGGACCCCCCCCCAUACUUGAGUUGGGAGGAACACUGGGUCCCGAUGAUAACUUUCUUCCUGUCUUAUUUACUCACUUAAAGGCUUUAGAAGUUGUAAAAACCCAGAUCUGGGACCAGAUCAAGGAGGUAUACGAGCCAGGUGCCGUGGCCAUCCCUCAUCCGUUCCAGGUCGGAGACCAAGUGCUGGUCAGACGCCAUCGACCCAGCAACCUUGAGCCUCGGUGGAAAGGCCCGUAUCUGGUAUUGCUGACCACCCCGACCGCAGUAAAAGUUGAUGGCAUUGCAGCCUGGGUACAUGCUUCUCACCUCAAGCCUGCGCCACCCUCCGUACCAGAUGAAUCCUGGGAGCUGGAGAGGACUGAUAAUCCUCUUAAGUUGCGCAUUCGGCGGCGGCGGAGCAAGCCUACCAAGUAAUAACCCUAACCAGCCCAACACCCUCACCUGGCAGGUACUGUCCCAAACUGGAAAGGUUGUCUGGUUCAAGACAGAAGUCCACCCCCUUUGGACUUGGUGGCCCUCCCUUACCCCUGAUAUAUGUGCCCUGGCGGCGGGUCUCGAGGCUUGGGAUAUUCCAGAAAUUGAUGCACCGGCCUCUAAAAGAGUCAGGCCUCCUGACUCAAACUAUGAAAAUGCUUAUAACCAGAUCAAAUAACUCCCCUUGGUUGACCACCCUACUGUCAACCAUCGCCGGGCCCCUAUUACUCCUCCUUCUGUUGUUCACCCUUGGGCCCUACGUCAUCAAUAGACUAGUCCAAUUCAUCAAUGAUAGGGUAAGUGCAGUUAAAAUUCUGGUCCUUAGACAAAAAUACCAAACCUUAGAUGACGAAGAUAACCUUUAAUUCCGCUCUAAGAUUAGAGCGAUCCACAAGAAAAAAUGGGGGAAUGAAGGAAGUGUUUUUCUUUUUUCUUUUCAAGCUAGCCGCAGUAUAGGGAAAAUACAGCCAAAAAGUCAAGUUAAGAAACAAGGGGAACAGAGUCAAACAGGAUAUCUGUGGUUAUGCACCUGGGCCCCGGCCCGAGGCAAAGGGCGGAUAGUUCCCAGAAAUAGACAAGUCAGUUAAAGUUUCAAGAGUGCCCCUCAGCUGUUUCAAGGACUCCCACUUGACCGAAGUUCACCCCUGGCUUGAUUUAAACUAACCAAUUACCUUGCUUCUCGCUUCUGUACCCGCGCUUUUUGCUAUAAAAAGGACCUAGGAGCUCUACUCGGCGCGCCAGUCUUUCGAAAGACUGAGUCGCCCGGGUACCUGUGUGUUCAAUAAACCUCUUGUUUUUGCAUCCGAA
Cynocephalus volans (Philippine flying lemur) is the source of this 3046-nucleotide messenger RNA. RefSeq lists its product as uncharacterized. The transcript is spliced from 2 exons. Gene Ontology annotation, biological process: DNA integration. The record is from RefSeq and is a predicted model, not a curated record. NCBI's taxonomy places the organism in Eukaryota, Metazoa, Chordata, Mammalia, Dermoptera, Cynocephalidae. Bases 803 to 2179 code for a protein of 458 amino acids. Gene Ontology annotation, molecular function: nucleic acid binding; RNA-DNA hybrid ribonuclease activity.